UGGAGUAACUGACGUGGCAGACAGGAUUUAUAGAAGGGCAGAAAACUGAGUUGUUCAGUGGAGCUGAAUCCUUGGAGAAAGCGCUCAGUGUCCCUUUGCACCAUGCUGCUGCUCCUGGCCAUUCUGGGGCUGUUUCAGGCGACGUCCUGCUACAAGAUCAACUUGGAGAAGCCGCCAGGACUGGCCCGAGGCAGAGUGGAGACCUGCGGAGGAUGACAGUUAUCUGUCCUGACAGAGGUAAAGGCUUUUGUUGAGGAAGACCUGCCUCUUUAUCAUAACCUGGCAUUGACCUACUUCCCGGGAGUGGAUCCUGAACUCGUCCUCAUGAACUACGCUUACCAGGAGCUAGCUCGAGUUGACCUUAUGCCAAUGACCAGGAAAGAGAUCAAUGAGUUACUAUUGAAAUUGGGAUUUUACAAGAAGGAAAGCCCAGAUGCCCAAGUGCCAACUGAUUUCUACUAUGCACCGAUGAUAGGCAGACCCAUGAGGCAGUUUGACCCCCAUGCAGGAAAACCUGUUCAGGCCGAGGCUGAAGAUUUGGCGGAGUCAGACGAGUUGAAGCAAGAUCUAUAGACAAAUGGUUGAAGUGUAAUCUCUAUGGCCCCUAAUUGAAGGGGAAGGAAAUAACCCAUAAAUGGAUUGUAAACCUGACUGGUUUUGUCUCAGUUUUAAGCCUGGAUUUCCCUGUAAUUACAUUGCUGCUCGUUAACCAUCCAUCUGUUAAUUAUCAACAUUUUUUUUUUAUUUAACUCCCUGGUAACUGUGAGGGCAAAACGCUAUUGACUGACUAGUGAACAAAUAGAUGGGAUCUGUUGGCAGGUGGGUGUGGGAGUAAUAGAAAUAAGAUCUCCCUAACUAAUAAGUCCACUAUAUGGUUAACAUCUGAGGCCCAUUGGGUCUGUUGUAACCUGAAUCUCACAAAUUGCCUCCUACUGUCUCUUGUAUGAGAUAUGUUCGAAAAUAAAAGGUAUGUUGAUGAUAAACAGAACUGGUCUAGCUAGAGCAGGUCAGAUUAAGGAACUGCGGUCAGCUGACAUCAACAGCAUCCUCACAAGAGGGAGAGCUGAUCGGUCCAAAGAGGUCCAGUUGAAGGACUCCAUGCACCACGUGAUUGGGUCUUGGGCCCAGUUAUUGACAAUUAAAAGCCACACAGUGGUUCAAACUCGUGGCUCAAUUGGUAAAUGUGUUACUCAGUGCAGUGCUGAGCCAUACGGACCAGCAAGUUACCAAGUUCCAUCCCUGGUCUGUGCUGACUUUGCUGAUGGCAGGCAGGGUAGAGUGGUUGGUAGCCUCAGUGUCUCUGGUUUAGUUUGGCUUCCUGCUCCUGGCCACUAUCCUGGUAUAUCUUCAUGUCUGUCCAUCAGGUUAGGACAGGAGAACAUUAGACUGUGAUGCACUGCUUGCUUGUAUAAUCACUAGAUACUUACUGACUAAGCUCACACAUGAAGAAUGGCCACUGGGGAUGGGCGGGGGACAGAUAAUCAAACUAUACCUCAGCAAAAGUGACUGGCUCCGGGAAAAGGUGUGGAGAAAUCUUGGCUAGAAAAUUAAAGUCAGGAUACCUUAAUAAGGGUUUGUCGAUUAGACCCACACAGUAAUGUAAAGGUUUACUUUCUUUUUGUGAGAUGUUUGAUUCUAUUUUCCACUUUUGUUCAAGUGUUUUUCCCCAUAUACCAGGCCUAAUGCCAGCAGCUAUUUCUCUACAUGCAGCCAGCACAGGGUGUGAUGGAAACUGAUUUUUUUUUGUCAUCAGAUAUUUGUUCCUUAUGGCCUCUUCCUAUCCAGACACACACCCCCACCACCACACGCACACCAUGAUCCCAGCAGUUCCUCAGCUGUGAAUGUAGAAGAAUUGGGCUGUCAGCAGGUUUAGUGGCUGACUGACGUCUGCACUCAUCUCAGCUGGAAGCAAAGUGCAUUUAAAAAUUACAUCAUCUCUGGCUAUUGAUAAACUUACUGGAGAUGUGUCUACUGCACAUCUCUUUGUUCCCAGUGACUAUUGAGGUGGGUGGGCCACACUGAACACAGGAGUGUGGCAUCAUUUCAAUUACUCACCAGGCCAGCAGGCAUGUUUUAUAUUAUCUCCACUGUUGGCACACUUGCUCUUAUACCAGAGGCAGUGAUGGAAAGCAGCUUGUGUGGUCGUGCUGGCUCUGCCGCUGGGUUUUGAACUUCCUUUAUGGGGAGGGAAAUGGAAAAGUUUAAAGAAAACAGUAACCUCAUGUUAUCAAAUUUAGCUCAAUGCCUCUUGCUGAAAUGCUAACAAGAGGUAAUAGAGCCACCAUGUUGCAUGUUGCUGUCAGCUGACUUCUGCAUCUGCCAUUCCAAACAUUCUCACUGGACAUAUCCAUCAUUGUGUAUUUUGGGAAAAAUUAGUACAAUUAAUUUUUAGUAUUUGUACCAUCAUAAAUGGAAGCAUUUUUGAAUCAAAUGCAACAUGUUCAGACCUUCAGAGUUCACUCUGAAGCUGCCCAGAUCAAGAAAGUUAAAGCAGAUGAGCAUCUCAGGCUGGGCAGGUGAUUUUUGCACAUGAGCACCUCGAGCCUCGGCAGGAAUUCAAAUGAAGCACUCAGCUGAAAGGUAACCAGGCUGAGAGCGGAGGUGAAACAUUCCUGGAGGCAGAGGGCACUUGUGCUGGAAGAACCUGCUAGUCUCAUUGUUGUUUGACGUUGUUUUCAUCUCCUGGAUUACAAUAAAAUUCAACAGUUAAUAAUG
Carcharodon carcharias (great white shark) is the source of this 2715-nucleotide messenger RNA. It is a transcript of the gene selenom, whose product is annotated as selenoprotein M. Gene Ontology annotation, molecular function: oxidoreductase activity. Lineage: Eukaryota; Metazoa; Chordata; Chondrichthyes; Lamniformes; Lamnidae. The record is from RefSeq and is a predicted model, not a curated record. The transcript is spliced from 5 exons. Gene Ontology annotation, cellular component: endoplasmic reticulum lumen.